Molecule: messenger RNA, 1020 nt
Organism: Oryctolagus cuniculus (rabbit)
Lineage: Eukaryota; Metazoa; Chordata; Mammalia; Lagomorpha; Leporidae
Source: RefSeq, a predicted model, not a curated record
GGCCGGGCAAGCCCGUCCUCCGCCUCCCGGCUCGCAGGCCCCAGCGCGCACCGCUCCGGGGCUCCGGAGGCGGCCUCUGGGGCGAUCAGGGGCGCGCGGGGCUGUGAGCGCGAGCCGGGGCCUCGCUCUCCCCGCCGGGGGUCGGCAGAGGGUGGGUCGCGGCCGCGCGAGGCGAAAGCAGCCGGAGGAAGGAGCGCUCGCCCGCCUCGCCGCCUCGCCGCCUCGCCGCCUCCCCGGCGCUCGCUCUCGGGACGCCUAGGUUUGCUGGCUGCUCCUCCCACCCGCGCCCGCCUCCUCGCUCGCCUGCUUGCUCGCUCGCCGGAGCUGGUUUCCUAGCCGUGCGGUGCGCCCGGACGAGCUCGGGGCAAGGGGCCCGGGGCCAGCGCGGAGCAGGGUGGGGGGCGGGGGUCGGGGCAGAGCGCAGCCGGCCGGGGAGGGGCCAUGUCUGGCGCGGGCGCAGCGGGGCCCGUCUACAGCAAGUGACCGAGCGGCGUGGACGGCCGCCUGCCCCCUCUGCCACCUGGGGAGGCGCGGAGCCUGGUGCCCGGAGCCCGCGAGCCGGCGCGAUGCACGUGCGCUCGCUGCGAGCCGCGGCGCCGCACAGCUUCGUGGCGCUCUGGGCGCCCCUGUUCCUGCUGCGCUCCGCCCUGGCCGACUUCAGCCUGGACAACGAGGUGCACUCCAGCUUCAUCCACCGGCGCCUCCGCAGCCAGGAGCGGCGCGAGAUGCAGCGGGAGAUCCUCUCCAUCUUGGGCUUGCCGCACCGCCCGCGCCCCCACCUCCAGGGCAAGCACAACUCGGCGCCCAUGUUCAUGCUGGACUUGUACAAUGCCAUGGCGGUGGAGGAGGGCGGCGGGCCCGACGGCCAGGGCUUCUCCUACCCCUACAAGGCCGUCUUCAGCACCCAGGGCCCCCCUCUGGCCAGCCUGCAAGAUAGCCGCUUCCUCACCGACGCGGACAUGGUCAUGAGCUUCGUGAACCUCGGUGAGUGAGGGCAGGGCGGCCGUGAGCGUCUCCGGU